AUGACCCUUUAUCGCUUGGCUGUUUUACUAGGAGCUUUGGUCUGUGCGUGCAAUGGCGUGCACGUGACAGUGCCAGAAAAGCGGAAGCUUGCCAUGCUCUUCCAAUCAGUGGUCCUACCGUGUCACUAUGACACAGUCUCGACACAGGCCCCUGUCAUCCAGUGGUGGUACAAAUCCUAUUGCCAUGACCGUACCCACGAUUCCUUCAACCCGCAGAGCUCAGAGCUGGGUGCCAAGGCGCAAUUGGACUGUGCCGACAAAGGCCGCACGGUUCGAGUUGUGGCUUCUGCGCAAGGAUCCUCCAUGACACUGGCGGAGUACUACAAGAACAGGGAUAUUUCCAUCGUAAACAAAGCAGACCUGCGCAUCGGCCAGGUACAGUGGGGCGACGGUGGAGUGUAUUUCUGCAAAGUCGUCGUCGCAGAUGACCUGGAUGGCAAGGACGAGGGCCAGGUGGAGUUACUGGUGCUAGGCAGGACAUCUGAACAAGCCGAUAUCCUACCUGAGUUUGAUGUGGAGAUUAUGCCAGAGUGGGCGUUUGUAGGCUGCGUGGCUCUAGGCAGCAUCUUGUUCCUACUGCUUAUGAGCAUCUGCUGGUGCCAGUGUUGCCCACACUCUUGUUGUUGCUACGUGAGGUGUUGCUGCUGCCCUGAAACCUGCUGCUGCCCACGACACUUAUACGAGGCAGGGAAGAAAGGAAAGAGCGUGCCGCCUGUUCAGAUGCCCGUGUAUCCCUACUAUAUUCCUGGUGUUCCCACUGUUUUGCCUGUCGUCCCUUCGGCCCAGCCGAAGCUCACCUCUGUUGCCUCUGUUGCCUCCGUCCCGUCGAUCGCCUCAAUCCCCUUGGUGGAAAAUAACCUACCUGGAGUACGUGGUUACCGUCCACAACCCAGUCAGGACUACAGGGGCUCUAUGAAAGUUCUGUUCUCGGCUAAGGUUCCCACUGCCAAGCUGGCUGCACUUCAACCCACUAGCCUGUCAGAACUCAGCUCUCUCCAUGAAGGAGGUAAUGCGGAUUUCAGACACACCUACCACACCGUCCAGAUGAAGGCGAUGCAGCCCAUCGUUGAUGUUAAUGAUGUUGACGUUGGCGAUCGAGUGCCACUGAGGGUGGCUCCGCUCGCACAGAGAAGCAGACACAGGAGGGAACGAGACAACUACUCAGACGAUGAACUGGAGAGGAGGUGGCACGCACGCUCUGAACACCCCCAGAGAAAGCCUUUGAGCAGGCGGGCUUGCACCGGUUCACUUGACGAACUGGAGGAAUUUGCGCGGUCGUACGAUUCCCGUGGCCAUCGGGCCGAGCGGGAUUACAGCCCACAGAGAAGUCGCUGUAGAGACGAAGACGGCGACUGCCAUGGUGGCAGCACUUUGCCCUUAUCCCAGAAGAGAAGGGGCACAUGGGACGGGGAACUGAGCUCCCGACCGCCCCGUCACACGGAGUACGAUAGCACCUUCCUCAGCCAAGCCAUGGAGAGCAAAGCGAGGGGGUACAGAGGUGGCGCAAGGCCCGAUGACAACAGUGACACUCCCUCCAAAGGCAGCUCCAGAGGUAAGGGUGGCAACAGCUACUACAGCCACUCACCUAGCAACCGUCCAGAAGAGGAUGACCCUCUGCCACCGUACUCAGAGUGCGAGGCGGAACGCUACCGCAGGUCCAACCCUAACACCGACUGGUACCGUACAUCGGAAUCUGUCAGGACGGAGUGGUAUGACGCCUCAGAGCCUGCCGUGAGGUAUUCCUCAUACUCCCGUCCUCAGCAUGGGACGUCCCUCCCGCCACAGGAGAAAGACAAGAGACGCAACGUGAACACCGCACUGAGCAGGGACAAUCUCAUAGUCUGA
Nerophis lumbriciformis (worm pipefish) is the source of this 1845-nucleotide messenger RNA. The record is from RefSeq and is a predicted model, not a curated record. NCBI's taxonomy places the organism in Eukaryota, Metazoa, Chordata, Actinopteri, Syngnathiformes, Syngnathidae.